AUGAGAAUCGUAUUCUUUUUGUUUAACUUGAUGCUGAGCUUUCAUCUUGCAGCUGUUGCAAGCGGUGCUGCAGUGAUGAUGAAUAGAAGUGUGAAGAGUAAGAAGGCCAGCAACGAUACCGAUUCUGAGUCUCAACCCCCGGGUCUCUCGGAUCCUGCGGGUAAACCCAGUAAUCCUAACAACCCUGAUCAUGAUGAGCUGCACAACCCAGGGCAGAAGCGGUGGGACCCGCUGGGCAAGUCCUUCAUUCGCAGGGGUCCAUUAAAACUCCCACCCUCAGAAUGCAAAAAGCACAGUUGCAAAAAAGAUGAUGAAUGCAAGUUCCUUGGAUGUACAUUUUGCCAUUUCACUUCUAACUCAGGUCUUGGUUAUUGUAUCUGA
This is a messenger RNA of Blastomyces dermatitidis ER-3, 381 nucleotides long. RefSeq lists its product as uncharacterized. Lineage: Eukaryota; Fungi; Ascomycota; Eurotiomycetes; Onygenales; Ajellomycetaceae. The coding region runs from base 1 to 381 and encodes 126 amino acids. The transcript has 2 exons. The record is from RefSeq and is a predicted model, not a curated record.